UUGCCUGGAUUUAAUCCUGAUGUCUGUCCAGAUCGUCUUUUUGGGUCCACAGAAGGAGUGAUGUAUCACCAGUAUCUAACUAGACAGGACGUCUUAUUGUAUUGGAGGAAGAGCGUAUGCAAACUCAUGCCACUGUAUUUUGAAAGCGAAAUAGUGAUUGACAACGUACCAGUAUAUCGGUACAAUUUAUCGGAAAUAGUCUUCGAGAGGGUAACCAACGGCACCGACUGUUAUGAUACAGUGCCUUCUCUUCCUUCUGGGUUGAGCGAUGCGUCGAAAUGUUAUUACGGUUUCCCUAUGACUGUGUCUUAUCCGCAUUUCUACACGGGUUCGCCUCCAAAGGACCACUACGUCACAGGUCUCACCCCAGAUCGGCAGAAACAUAACUCCUACGUUGUAGUAGAACCGUUGACUGGUGUACCAUUCCGUGCUGUAGCAAGGAUGCAAAGCAACCUUCGGAUCCAUGAUCUCUCAAAUUUCCCCAAAGAAUACGAUAGAUUUUCGAAUCAAGUUAUACCAUUGUUUUGGGCAGAAUACAGUCAAGAAGGUCUACCGACGAUAAUAAGAUUGACUAUUUAUUUUAUGGUGGUGGUCUUGCCACCAAUGUCGACGGUUAUAUUUAUAUUGACGCUCCUUUUUGGAUGCUUCCUGAUAUCGAGACGAAUUUAUGAUUACAAAAUCAUUCAUAAAUUUGUUCCUUCUUUAAAUCGAUUAAAAAAUAAAAAUAAAACUAUUACGCGGAAUAAAAUAUUAGUAUACGAAAAAGAAUCAUUUUUGAAAAUACAAUAG
Messenger RNA from Parnassius apollo (apollo), 789 nucleotides. NCBI's taxonomy places the organism in Eukaryota, Metazoa, Arthropoda, Insecta, Lepidoptera, Papilionidae. The record is from the annotation of a GenBank genome assembly.